AUGACGUCCUACCAGAGCCCCAUCUUCACUUUCAGCCAAUCAGACGUCACUUCCAGCUCCAUCUCGGCCAAUCCCGUCACAAAGGAGUCCAAGCCAGGAAGUGGCGCUCCGCCUCGCCCCCCCCGGCCUCACGAACGCCAUCUCCACCCCCCCCACAGCCCCAAGACCCACCCCCUCCCCCCCAAGACCCCCUGCAGCCGGCUGCACCCCAACAAGUCCCUCCCCCUGCACCCCCCCUGCUCCCCCUCCCCCUCGCCCCUGCACUCCCCCCUCCCUCGUUUCUUCUUCUUCCCCUCCUCUUCCUCCAUCCUCAAGUCGGUGACUAAGGGCCUGUGUCCCCCCUCUGCCCCCCCCUCGCAGGUGACCCCCCAGGGCUCGCCCCUCCCCACCCCCCUGGGCACCCCCCAGCACCACCCCCACCCCCACCACCCCUCCUCCUCCAACCCCCCCUCCUCCUCCUCCUCCUCCUCCUCCUCGCGGGCAGAAGGGGGCGGGGGCGUGGGCUCGCUGUCCCUGACCCCGCCCAGCAGCCCCGGGGGGGGCGGCGGCCUGGCUGCCAGUAGCUCCGCCCACUGGAGGACACGCCUCAACUCCUUCAAGAACAACCUGCUGGGAUCGCCGCGCUUCCACCGCCGCAAGAUGCAGGUUCCAACAUCGGAGGAUAUGUCCAGUCUGACACCAGAGUCCAGCCCAGAACUGGCUAAGCGGUCAUGGUUCGGGAACUUCAUCAGUUUGGAGAAAGAGGAGCAGAUGUUUGUGGUGAUCAGAGACAAACCACUGAGCUCCGUCAAGGCUGACAUCGUCCACGCCUUCCUGUCUAUCCCGGCCCUCAGCCACAGCGUUCUCUCCCAGACCUGCUUCAGGGCCGAGUACAAGUCCUCCGGGGGUCCCGCCGUCUUCCAGAAACCCGUCAAGUUCCAGGUGGACAUCACCUUCUCCGAGGGAGAGAGGGAGAGAGAGCGGGAGAGGGGGGAGAGAGAGGGCAGGAGGGACUCGGGCAUCUACAGCGUGACCUUCACUCUCAUAUCAGGUCCCAGCCGCAGGUUCAAGAGAAUAGUGGAGACCAUCCAGGCUCAACUCCUCAGCUACCAUGAUCAACCAAUGGUCCACACUCUCUCUGAUGAGAAGAACGGCCGCCCCCACGGCACGCCCACCCGGCAGAACUCCCGGCGCUCGGAGGGGGGCGGGGACCGCUGUGAUUGGGGGGACCGCGGCGAGGGGGGUGUGAUCGGGGGCAGCGGGGGGGUCCUGCAGCGGCGGGGGUCUGCGAAGGAGAGGACACGCCUGCUUUCGUCCAACGGAACGCAGUCUCAGCCCUAG
Messenger RNA from Gadus chalcogrammus (walleye pollock), 1320 nucleotides. Its product is annotated as serine/threonine-protein kinase BRSK1-like. The record is from RefSeq and is a predicted model, not a curated record. Lineage: Eukaryota; Metazoa; Chordata; Actinopteri; Gadiformes; Gadidae. Bases 1 to 1320 code for a protein of 439 amino acids. The transcript has 8 exons.